AUGUUGCACACGCAGCCCCUCUACGCUGGGCAGUGCUGUUUGGCAGAUGUCCUGGUAAGUAAUCUUAGCAAGAGAAACUCCCCUCCCCAUGAAUUUCUCCAUUUUCUCUUAGGUCGUGUGAUAGGUAAGUUUCUCUGCUCUGGAGAGAAGGAGGUAGAUUUGGCUGUGCAGAGCGCAAAAGCUGCCUUUAAAAUAUGGAGUCAGAAAUCAGGCAUGGAACGGAGCAGAGUACUGCUGGAGGCGGCCAGGAUUAUCCGGGAACAGAGGGAUGAAAUUGCCAAGAUGGAGACCAUCAACAAUGGGAAAUCCAUCUUUGAAGCCAGAGUGGAUGUUGAUAUAUCUUGGCAGUCCCUGGAGUAUUAUGCAGGGCUAGCAGGGUCUCUAGCAGGUCAGCACAUCCAGCUUCCUGGAGGGUCCUUUGCUUACACUAGAAGAGAGCCACUUGGGGUAUGCGUUGGGAUCGGAGCCUGGAACUACCCCUUUCAGAUUGCCUGUUGGAAGUCUGCUCCAGCCUUGGCAUGCGGUAAUGCCAUGAUCUACAAGCCCUCUCCCCUCACCCCCAUAUCAGCAGUGAUGUUGGCAGAGAUCUUCAGCAAAGCUGGUGUGCCCAAAGGGUUGUUCAGUGUGGUGCAAGGUGGAGCUGCCACCGGCCAGUUUCUUUGCCAUCACCCAGAUGUGGCCAAGGUUUCUUUCACUGGGAGUGUGCCAACAGGCAUCAAGAUCAUGGAGAUGUCAGCCAAAGGAGUCAAACCAGUCACACUGGAGCUGGGGGGCAAAUCCCCUCUCAUCAUCUUCUCUGAUUGUGUCUUGGAGAAUGCCGUGAAAGGAGCUCUGAUGGCCAACUUCCUCACCCAGGGGGAGGUUUGCUGCAAUGGCACUCGAGUGUUUGUGCAGAGGGAGAUCCUGGACACUUUCACAAAGGAAGUGGUGAAACGCACACAGAAGAUUAAAAUUGGAGACCCGCUUCUGGAGGACACAAGGAUGGGGGCUCUCAUUAGCCAGCCCCACUUGGAGCGAGUCCAGGGAUUCAUUAAGCAGGCGAAGGAGCAGGGGGCAAAAGUGCUAUGCGGUGGCAAUCUGUAUGUUCCAGAUGAUCCCAGACUGAAGAAUGGAUACUACAUGCAACCCUGUGUUCUAGGGAACUGCAGAGAUGACAUGACAUGUGUGAAAGAGGAGAUCUUUGGACCUGUAAUGUCUAUCCUACCAUUUGACACUGAGGAGGAAGCUGUAGAGAGAGCCAAUAACACCCCAUUUGGGCUCGCGGGUGGUGUCUUCACCAGGGAUAUCCAGCGGGCUCACAGGGUGGUAGCUGCUCUCCAGGCUGGUAUGUGCUUCAUUAAUAACUACAACAUCAGCCCAGUGGAGCUGCCAUUUGGAGGAUACAAGAUGUCAGGGUUUGGCAGAGAGAAUGGCAAAGCAGCAAUGGAGUAUUACUCGCAGCUGAAAACUGUCUGUGUGGAGAUGGGGGAUGUGGAGUCUGUAUUCUAAUGGCUUCAGGCCUUGCUGGGAUGCAGCUGACCCUUCUCAUGUCAGCCAGAGACCUGCAGUAAUUUUUACAUGGUAGUAAUAAAAAUGCCCUGAAUAUCAAGUAACAAGUGCCAAGGGGGGGAAAAGUGGGGGAAUAUGUUGCAGUCCCACAAGCAAUAGGGACUUAGGCUUCUGGGUAUGUCACUCUUCACUGUCUGCAGGGGAGACUGACACACACAAUGUCACAUGAUUCAGUACCAGCUCAUAUUGAAGCAUUCAUACUACACAAAAGGGCUAUAACCAUAAGAGUUCCUGAUUGAGUACUGGAAUGGGCCUGGGCCCUUUUCUGUAUGGUGUGGCUGAGGUGAGAGAAGACAGUGUCUGCUACACCCCAAACUCGUUCUCUUGUGUUUGGGCUCACUAAAAAAGUGUUACUGCAAUUAAUGCACACAAACAUUUAAUGGUAGAAGAAUUGGCCCAGGAGCAGUAGACAGAGUGGGCUGUAAGUUCUACUUCUAUUUCCUGUAUUAAGCUCUCUUAGCUUGACAAGGCUAGAGGCUUCACACCAGGUUUUGAACCUAAGCUGGCUGUUGCUAUAUGCAUUGGUCACUUGAAGAGGCCUGACUGACACCAUCCAGCACAUGUGUAGUAAGGGUAGUGUUUAAUGAUGCCAAGCAGCUAUGAGAUGCUGCUACAUCACCUCCAUCAGAAUGAAUAUUGGUGCUGAGUUGUUUGACACCCCCAUGCUCCCCUCCCUUCCCCCUCUGCUCCUUAAGUAGCUUGCUUAUUGCUGUUUAUAUACUUUCAGAAAUCACUGUAAAACAAGUGUCUAACUCCUUAUUGAGGAAGCAAGUAAAAUUUCAGACACAGCUUUUAGACUUAUUUUGUGCAAGUAUAGGAGACGCCUGAAGGCAUUUUCUUUGCCCUCUAAGGCAAAGGCAGGGUCAAUGUUAAAGGCAUCCUCUGCAAGGCAUACUUUUAUUACUAGUUGAAACUGUCCAGAAAAUGUGGAGGUGGUCUGUGUUAGAAUUACUGGCUGCCUUACCCAUAAUGAAUCCAAGCAGUUUUCUGAUUCAUAGGUUGUGUUUCAUCCUGUUAUCAAAGUCAGGGUUUGCCUAGCUGGCAUUUCAGGAGUUAACUCAAAAGCAAAUCUCACCCACAGCAGAGCUGCUGUCCAGAUUACAGAGUGUAAAUAAAGUCUCAGUUGCCAGCAGGAUCUUUUAAAACAAAGCAAUGAUCGCAAAUUUAAAGAAGUAAAACUGCGGAGGGUAGAGUACAGUAAGCUUCUCACCAGAGCUGGCUGGCUCUCUUCUCCUAGCAGGUGAUAACUAACUUGAUUCUAACGCUUUCUAUUGUGUAAAAUAGAAUACAAUUGCUGCAGGAAUUCAGAUCAAACCAAAGGAAGUGAUGAGAAAAGCUUAAAAGGUAGUCAGAGUUUGUGCAGCUGAAGAGAUGAACCAGACAAAGGUAGUAACACCAAGGAGUUAUUUGGAGUGCUGCAUACACUUAAGUAGGAAGAAAGGUAUAAAUGUAAAUUCUCAAUUUAAGAUGACAGAAGUUCUGCAUAAGGCCUGUUUUUAAAUUUUGGCAUAGGCUUCAGCUCAUGUAUAAGAUGCAUAACUGGAUGAGCUGAAAUGGUAUAGGGCAGAGAUGUUAAACAUACAGUUUGUGGGCUGGAUGUCAUGCAGAGUUCCCAGAGAGGCCAGGAAUUCAGGGGCAGGCCUGCUGCUGAAAUCCAGGAUGCAGAACCCUGUUGAGGAUGUGUGGGGGCAGCAGGGGGCAAGCAAUGGCUAUGUUAACUGCCACAUCCAGAUCUGGCCUGUAUGGAGCCCCACAGUCUGGAUCUGGCCUUGAGGGCCAACUGAGUUUGACACCCCUGGUACAGGGAAGAUAUCUAAGGAAACCAGUUCUAGGUUGUCAUCUAUUGAGGGCAUAAAGCCUUUUCAAUAAAGAGUAACUCUGAA
Molecule: messenger RNA, 3431 nt
Organism: Alligator sinensis (Chinese alligator)
Lineage: Eukaryota; Metazoa; Chordata; Crocodylia; Alligatoridae
Gene: ALDH9A1
Product: aldehyde dehydrogenase 9 family member A1
Exons: 11
Coding region: 1-1488 (495 amino acids)
Molecular function (GO): aminobutyraldehyde dehydrogenase (NAD+) activity; 4-trimethylammoniobutyraldehyde dehydrogenase (NAD+) activity
Source: RefSeq, a predicted model, not a curated record